This is a messenger RNA of Hirundo rustica (Barn swallow), 4679 nucleotides long. RefSeq names its product calpain-5. The coding region runs from base 321 to 2255 and encodes 644 amino acids. The record is from RefSeq and is a predicted model, not a curated record. The transcript is spliced from 14 exons. Gene Ontology annotation, cellular component: cytoplasm. Gene Ontology annotation, molecular function: calcium-dependent cysteine-type endopeptidase activity. Lineage: Eukaryota; Metazoa; Chordata; Aves; Passeriformes; Hirundinidae. Gene Ontology annotation, biological process: proteolysis.
GCCACAGCCACAGCUGAGAUUUUGGAGCGCACGAGGCUCUGCGCCUUCGGUCAGCUCGGAGCUUUCCCUGGGACAUCCCUGGAAGAGUUUUCCCAACACACACCCCUCUGGAGAUGUGACCGUGGUACAGCCCGGAGAAUUCCAGGUUAAGAAGCCGAGGGAUCAGUGUUUGCAGGAGCCACUUUGGAGUUCGAUGUGCCCCGAGCAGCGUCUGACCCCAGGCAGGCAAGGAAAGGGGGAUACAUCUCUAAUUCCAGCCUGUGCCCCGAAGGAGGGGGAAAGGAACUGACACACAGCACCUUUCCAACCAGGACAGGAAGAUGUCUUCAUCAGUGCAACUCUUCCGGGACCAGAGGUACCACGAGCUGAAGGGGCAGUGCCUCCAGCAGGGCCGGCUCUUUGAGGAUCCUGAGUUCCCAGCCUCGGAUGAAUCCCUUUACUAUGACUCAGCAGAAAAAGGGAACGUGGAAUGGAAGCGGCCAAAGGAUCUCUGUGAAGACCCCCACCUGCUUGUGGAUGGAAUGAGCUCCCACGACUUCCACCAGGGCAAGCUGGGGAACUGCUGGUUUGUGGCUGCCUGCUCCUGCCUGGCUCUGAGGAAAAGCCUCUGGCAGCAGGUGAUUCCGGACUAUAAGGAGCAGGAAUGGGACCCUAAAAACCCAAGGAAAUACGCUGGGAUUUUCCGUUUCCGUUUCUGGCGCUUUGGAGAGUGGACAGAGGUGGUGGUUGAUGAUCUGCUGCCAACAGAGAACGGGGAGCUGAUCUACUGCCGUUCCAACGUGAGGAAUGAAUUCUGGAGCGCUUUGCUGGAGAAAGCUUACGCCAAGCUGGCUGGAUCCUACCAAGCCCUGGAUGGAGGCUGUGCUGCAGAAGCCCUGGUGGAUUUCACUGGAGCAGUGGCAGAAUCCAUUAAUUUGGCAGAGGGCAAAUACGGAGAGGUUAUUUCUGAGCAGAUGAAGCUGUUUGAAGACUUGAUGAAAGUGCAUAAAAGAGGAGGGUUCAUCAGCUGCUUCAUUUCGGAGUCCUCUGGGCGCCCCAGCGAAGCAGAGACAGAGAUGGGGCUCAUCGUGGGCCACGCCUACUCCGUGACUGCCAUCAGGAAGCUGCGCCUCGGGGAGAGGCUCCUCUUCUCCUUCCAGGCUGAGAAGCUCUUCAUGAUCAGGCUGAGGAACCCCUGGGGGAAUAAAGAAUGGCACGGUGCUUGGAGCGACAGUUCUGAAGAGUGGAAGAAAGUCAGCGAUUCUGAGCGCAGGAAUUUGGGGCUCACUGUUGCGAACGAUGGAGAGUUCUGGAUGACGUUUGAGGACUGGUGUAAGAAUUUCACAGAUGUGGACAUCUGCAGGACUGUGAACACCUCCUACUUCAGCCUCCACAAGACCUGGGAGAAGGAAAUGAUGUUUGGGGCUUGGGCAAAGCAUCCAGAGCCCCUGCUGAACCGAUCUGGGGGCUGCUUUGAUAACAGAGAGACCUUCCUGCAGAACCCCCAGUACCUCUUUGACGUGAAGAAGGCUGAGGACAAGGUGUUGGUGUCAUUACAGCAGGAGGAUCGGCGCAAGUACAAGAAAGAAGGGAAGGGAGACAACAUCACAAUUGGCUUUGAAAUACUCAAGGUGGAGGACAACAGGAGGUACAGGCUGCACAAGCUCACGGUGCAGGAGAGAGUGGCCACGUCUCCCUACUCCAACACGCGCAGCGUGUUCCUGAGGAGAACCCUCCAGCACGGCCGCUACGUCCUCAUCCCGACCACCUACAUCCCAGGUGUCCCCACAAGGUUCAUCCUCAGGCUCUACACAGACGUGCCCUCAAAGCUCAGGGAGCUGAAGGCAGACAGGCCUGAAAUGACGUGUUGGAGUCUUCUUUGUGGCUACCCACGCAGAGUCACCCAAAUCAAAGUCCACUCUGCAGAGGGAUUGCAGAAACAAGACACAUCAGGAGGAGCAGAUCCCUACGUGCUCAUCAAGUGUGAGAACCAAAGGCGGCGCUCCCCGGUGCAGCACGACACCACCAGCCCCGUGUUCAACAUGCAGGUGAUCUUCUACAGGAAGGACAUCGACAGCCCUGUCACCAUCCAGGUCUGGAACAGCGGCCUCCUGCGCGACCGGUUCCUGGGGCAGGCGGUGCUGGCAGCAUCCCCCGGUGAGCCCCGGCAGCAGCGGAGGCUGCGGCUGCGGGGCAGGGGCGGCGGGGAAGCAGCCGAGCUGCCGGGACACAUCAGCGUCACGGUGCUGUGCAGCGAUGACCUCGCCGAGCUCUGAGGGCUCCGACGGCCUCGGCGCGGCCCCGCGGAGCCGGACGGAGCUGUCGCCCCGCGGCAGCCCGGAGCGCAGCGUGCGCGUCAGCAUAAUCGCUUUAAAAGGAGGGGAGAAGCCCUCCAGCUCUCCGCGUUGUGGAUGGUAAUGGGCGGAGAGGCGUCGGGAGAAGGGGAAAUGCGUGUUUAUAUAUAUCUAUGCUCGUGCGGUGCGCACGGAAUGCUGGCAGAUCGGUUCGUGAGGGUGUGAGCAUCUCCCCAGCAGCAUCGGUGGGGAUGCAGGCGGGAAUGGCUGCACCAUUCCACCAGCAGCGUGGGGACUGGCAGGUACAAGGGGCAUUUCUUGGGGAUUUUUUUUUCUUUUUGCUCCCCCCUCGCACAGAAGGAUAUAUUUUUAUUUUAUUUUAUUUUAAAUGAAUUUCACUACAGAUUAGGUGUUUCUACUCCUUGGUGAAAAUGUGGCUCCUCGAGGAGCUCAGUCAUGGCUCGUGGCCUUAAGACCAGUCUUGUAUUAAAACAGAGGAGCAGAUCUUGCAGUGCCUGCUUGAACAGCACAGCAAAUAGGAGCUCUGUCCAACCACUUUCUGAUCCUUCUCCACCUGGAGCUGGUCACUCACAGCUUGGUGCCUCUGUCCAAGGGCACCUCACAGUUCACCUGUGGCUUUGCCCAGAGCACAGAUUCAGUAAUGGGAGCCUCCUUGCUUUGUUGAAGCCACAUAAUGCUAAAACAAAGGAACAACAGCCCUCUUGUUUUGGUAGAUGUAGCACCAGCCUGAAGGAGGAGAAAAUGAGCUCAUGGGUGGGUUUGUAAAAGCAGGGCACUGUUCUCUGGCAGGUGUCAGGCCUCACUCUCAAAAUUCUGCAGUGAUUUAUUGCUGUCACGGCUGAUGUUUGAUGGAGUUUCACUCGAGUACCAUGGAGGAUGGGUGAUAUUUCACAUUUCCCUCACAGCAGGGGCCGGGUGCCAGCUCCUCCCUUCCCCUGCAGCCCGUGGCAGGGUUCCCUCAGCAGCUGCCUGGGGUGGGCACACUGGGCACUGACCCUGGCUCUCUCAGAAAUGGAUUUUACCCAGCUGCAGAUUCUGGAUGCUAAAGUGAAGCUGAAGGACUGCUCUGCCUUUUUUUUACAGCCAGGAAAUUUGGAUUCCUAUGUGCCUCGUAGCCACUUCAGCCACAUUGUGCAAUUUUUACAAUUUAUAAAAUGGCCCUUGACAGAGUUAACGUUUUCACAAAAGGUUUUGAAGUCUCCUCAGGGCUCCAAAGGGAUCAUUGCUGUGGUAGGAAAAUGCUUUCUCUGACGUGCCAGAGUUGGGCUGUGGGGCUGUGAAUGAUGCUGCAGUGCCAGCUUUGUACCAAGGGUGUAAAUCCAGCUCUUUUCAGACAGUUUGGGCUCAGGCCAUUUGGCACAGCAGAGAUCUUGUCAGAGGUGUGAACUACAAGCCCCACAGGCAAGUGACAUUCUCUGCAAGCUCAUGGUUUCAGGGCUGCUUACUCUCAGAAAUGUUUAUAAACUGAGAACUAUCUUUUUGAAGCAUAAAAGCUCAUGCAGACCAGAGCUUGGCCGAGGGGUACUGCAAAUGCCAGGGCUGCACUGAGACCUGUUUGCUUUGCUUUUCCUCACACACUGUCCCAGGCUUUGGGAUCUGCUUCCUGCAGUGCUCCCUAUGGGAUGGGGCCAUUCCCAGAGCUUGGCUUGCCCAAGGCUCAGUGUUUAGCCUGAAAAAUUCCACUCCGAGCUGGCUCCAGAGGUUCGUGCCUCCCUGCCCCACGAUUUGGCUGAGAAAGCUCCUGAGGGCACAAAGCCACCGCAGCUCUGAGCUGGAGGGGAGUCUCGGCUCUUUCCUUGGAGCCCCACAGCCCUGGCCCCAGUGCCGGCACCACCGCCCUGUUCCAGCCUCUCUGGAGGGUUCUCCCCAUCAUCAGUGGGACAGAGGGAGCGUGACCAGCACUUCCAGGGCGUGUACAGCCUGGCAAAGUGGGCAGCCAGGCUGGGAGCACACACACGGGGACUUUCAGGCCUUGCUCUUCGUGCCAGCUCCGGACAUUCCCGCAGUUUGUCGCCGUGGCGUGGGGACAGGCGCUGCUGGCCAGCGCUGCCCUGAGGGACUGCAGCAUGCCUGGACCUCUGCAUUGGUCAGUUUGGGGAUCUCUUUGGUUUUCCCAUCAGGAGGAGCUGAUCCAGCCUGGGAACACAGCUGGUUUACAGAUGCUUCUGCCUUCCCAGGCUGACAGGGGCUUGUGCUGCUGCCUGCUCCUAACGUCGUUAGUUAAAAUUGUUAAUUUCUUAGUAAUUAAUAUCACCAUGUGGGAACGCACAUGUGGUUUUUUGGGAGGUGGGAAGGGCUGCACGCACGCACGCACUCGAAAAUGAAAACAGGUGGGAAACGGGUGUAAAAUGUUUCAAUCCAACCUUUUGUAACUUUUCAAUACGA